Molecule: messenger RNA, 438 nt
Organism: Cryptomeria japonica (Japanese cedar)
Lineage: Eukaryota; Viridiplantae; Streptophyta; Pinopsida; Cupressales; Cupressaceae
Exons: 1
Coding region: 1-438 (145 amino acids)
Source: RefSeq, a predicted model, not a curated record
AUGGACCAGGAGGAGGAAUUUGAAUCUCCUUUGACAACAGAAGAGUUGAAGCAAAAGCUAAAUGAGAAAAUGAAAGAGGUGGAAUAUCUAGCAAAACAGAUGAGUUUAGGGAUUACUGUCGACCUAGCGGCCACACCACAAGCAGAAAUUCAUCCUGUUAGGCCUGCUAUUGAGGGUGUUGUAGCAACGACAGAACAACCUUCUCAAGAGGCUCAACCCUCUAGUACAACCACCACUCCUACCACCAUUGCUACCACCACUACUACAACAACACCAGCUACCACGUCAACCACAUCUGUUGCACCAAUUGUGUCAACAAUGCCUCAACCUUUGGUUACAACAAUGGUCACUCCAUCUUUUUUUGUUUCACAGAUGUCAGUGCCUGCAAUGACUCCCACAACUGAAAGAAUAACUAUUCAUAAUGUGGAGUCAGACUAA